GAGAGAGAGAGAGAGAGAGAGAGAGAGAGAGAGAGAGAGAGAGAGAGAGAGAGAGAGAGAGAGAGUUGUCGGUGUCUGUCUUCUUGCAGCGUCAUUUUUAGCUCAGACAGUCUGAAGUCUGGAGUCCAGAGCGGAACACAACCGGAGUCUGUGACCGGUUCACUGACAGUUUUUGUCGGUCUGAGGAGACAGAGUGUGAGGGAGGACAGACUGAAUAAGGACAGUGCAAAGAAGAGCAGAGUCUAUGCAGGAGUGAACGGAGGAGGGGGAGAUGGUUCCGUCAUGGACCGGAGGAUCGGGACCGGAUUCUGUCUGGUGUGUGUGGUUCUAUAUGUUACUGCAGAGGUCAGUGAGGGAGAACAUUUGAGAACUGUACAAACAGAUGGUCUCUCAUGUUCAGAAGACUUCACAGACCUGGGCUUUUACAAUGGCUCAGUGUCCCGCACAGACUCAGGUUCCCCCUGCCUGAAGUGGACCGACUUCCCAGACUACAUUGAGCAGUACCUGGGCCGAGGUCUGGGGCACCACAGCUUCUGCAGAAACCCAGACCGGGAGGCCAGACCCUGGUGCUUCUUCAGGCAGGGCUCUGGAGCCAUCAGCUGGGAAUACUGUGACUGCCUCCAGGGUGAAGCCAGAUUAGUGGGGGGGUCAUUAGGCAACAGUGGGCGUCUAGAGCUCUAUUUGAACGGCCAGUGGGGGGCAGUAUGUGAUACACACUGGACCAACCGUGAUGCCAGCGUCAUCUGCAGGCAGCUGGGACUGGGUGAGAUCGGUGCAGCUCUGAAGCAUUCAUACUUUGGACCAGCUUCUGUCUUUCACUAUGAGCGACUGGGUUGUCGUGGGAACGAGAAUUCCCUACUGGAGUGCCAAAGCAGGAAGUUUUUCAUCAAUGACUGCCACCAUGGCAAUGAGGCAGGAGUGAUAUGUGCUGAACCUGAGGGUGUAGGGAUCCCGAUGAGGCUGGUUGGAGGGGUGGAGGAGUUUGAGGGCCGUGUGGAGGUAUAUCAUGAUGGCAGGUGGGGGACGGUCUGUGAUGAUCAGUGGGAUGACGCUGACGCUGAGGUGGUCUGCAGACAGCUAGGACUCAGGGGGGUGGCCAAGGCGUGGUCAUGGGCCCACUUUGGUCCCGGAUCUGGUCCCAUUUGGCUGGAUGGGGUCGAGUGUUCAGGAAAUGAGCUCUCCCUGGAUGAGUGUCCUCGAAAUGAGUGGGGGCAGCACACCUGUCAACACCUGGAGGAUGCAGGCGUGUCCUGCAACCCACACACAGAUGGCGCAGUGCGUCUAAUAGGAGGGGGCAGUCACAUGGAGGGGCGGGUGGAGGUGUAUCAUCAGGGAGAAUGGGGCUCUGUGUGUGAUGACAACUGGACUGAACUGAAUGCUGAGGUUGUUUGCAGACAGCUGGGCUUCAGUGGUCCAGCAGUGGUCUCUCCUGACGGGUCCUACGAGGUAGGGCGAGGUCUGAUCCUGCUCGAUGAGGUUCAGUGUCAGGGGCCAGAGUCCUCUCUGGUAUCCUGUAGUCACUCAGGGUGGGGUCAACAUGACUGUUCACACAGUGAGGAUGUGGGAGUCCGCUGUUUGAGGGAGGUUCAAGAUCAAACACACCUGUCGGCCCCUAGUGAGCCCUUGUUGCGUCUGGCUGCAGGAGAGAGCAAGAAGGAAGGCCGUGUGGAGGUCUUCGUGAACGGGCAGUGGGGCAGUGUCUGUGACGACGGCUGGAAUGAUGUGAACGCUGCCGUGGUUUGCAAACAGCUGGGCUUCACGGGCGUGGCUAAAGCUCGCUCCAUGGCGUAUUUUGGAGAGGGAAGCGGCCCGAUCCACAUGGAUAAUGUUCGCUGCUCCGGUACAGAGACAUCUCUUAGUCAGUGUGCGUUUAUCAGCGAGGAUGCACAAGACUGUCGUCACAGUGAGGACGCUGGUGUCAUCUGUGACUACAGCCUGGAGCCUGUAGGAGACAUCGCCAUGGCAUUAAACACCUGUGGCCUGAGACUGAACAACCAGCGACGCAGACGCAGAAUUGUAGGAGGAGACAAAACUCUGAGAGGUGAGUGGCCAUGGCAGGUGUCAGUGUGGCUCAGGUCACAGUCUAAAGGAAGUCAUCCUCUGUGUGGGGCGUCACUCAUCUCCCCCUGCUGGGUGCUGACUGCUGCACACUGCUUCAAGAGGUUUGGUAGAGACCCAAGCCGCUACGUGCUGCGUCUUGGAGACUACCACACUGAGGAGCAGGAUGACUUUGAACGCACCCUGUCCCCUGAACGCAUCGUCAUUCACAGGAAGUACCACAGUCAGGGUUGGGAGUACGACAUCGCCCUGCUGAGGCUCAAAGGCACUGAGGGAAACUGUGUGGCGUUCAACCCACACACAGGUGCAGUGUGUCUGCCUGAGGCCGGAAACAGGUGGGAGAAAAGACCUGCUGCCUGCGUCAUCACUGGGUGGGGCAUCACAGACUCGGAGUACUCCAGGACUCUGCUGCAGGCCUGGGUUCCUCUGCUUCCAGCCUGGAGGUGUAAGAAGAGAUACGGCGAUCGUUUCACUGGACGCAUGAUGUGUGCAGGGAGCCUGUCGGAGCGUCACCGUGUGGACAGUUGUCAGGGCGACAGUGGGGGUCCUCUGGUUUGCCAGGGGGAGGGGGGCCGAUGGGUGCUGACUGGAGUGAUCUCUUGGGGUCAUGGCUGUGGAAACCCAUCUUUUCCUGGAGUAUACACACGUGUCAGCAGGUUCCUGCGAUGGAUCGACAAGGUGGUCAACAAACCCUACAAGGCCUGAGGAGAACAACACAGCGAGGGGGGUGCACUAUUUAUAAAGUGUAAGACUGAUGAUAGUAAAACUAUCAGUGAUAAAGACUUUAAUUACACUGAGGUGAUAAAUUGUGUUUGAGGACUCAGGGCUCUAACAGCGUCUGUGUAUGAAGCCUGCUGGUCAUUGCUUCUGUGCUGAGCCAAGUGAACUCUGAGCUCUUAUCAUCACUUCAUAAAGCAUGUAAAGAUAUGUUACCAUCACAGUUAACCACAAACAUACAGAAGGUGACAGCUGUGGUGUUUCUAAGGAAUAACCAGUUACAAGUUCACAGCAGAUGGUAAAAUAUAAAUGUUUCUUUUGAAACAGUAUUCCGUAUUCUAGCUGUGACUUGUAUCUGUUCGUUGCACGUCUUUAACCAACUCAGAUGCAUUAUCGCUUUACUCUCUAGAAAGAUCCUUAUACUUGAUCUGCCAACACAAAGACACUAAAAUAAUUUCCACAUUUUUUAAACCAGUUUUUAUCGAACAGGGUGAAACAAGUGCUCUUCUGAUCAAUGUUUAUCUGAAAGGAAACCCUAAUGUGAAGCAGUUUGACACAGAGUGUUUUAAGGUCUGGCUCUAAAGCAUGAGUCCUGUACUGUGAGGCCAUCAUAGAGAUCCAUCAUUCACCACAUUCCCAUGGAGGCCAUUUUUCUCUGAUGCCUUGAUGUGGAUGUGAUUCUAAAAUGUCACUUCAUGUUUCAACUUCUUUAAAACCCUGGAAAUAUUUUUUCACAGACAGUCUUUUGAUCUGAAACUGAUAUACAACAGAUAGUUAAAAUCUGAAAAUAAGAUGCCAGUAGUUCAUAACAGCUAACAUUAGCUUAAUGCCAUGUGCAUGCCUACAUAACCAAUUGCAAGAAAUUAACAUAUCUAUUCCUGUCAUAAUGUUUAACACUAUUAAAAAUUUUAUUUUAAGCUAUCUAAAGUGGGAAAUGCGUAUGUUAGCUGUUAUCUCAAAGCAAGUGAGUUUUCAAACAUGUUUUUUACAGCUGCUGAAGCAGUGAAGACAUCAAGAUUUACCAAAUUAUCUACAUCAAUAGGAUUUCCAAUCUGAAACACAGUGAUACAACCCUCCUGCCAAGUAUGAUAUCAGAGGAAAAUGUCCAGGGUAUAAGUCUCUAGAUAACAGAGCUACAUGUGUCCAACAUUUAGAAACUGAUCUGAAGAGGAACCAUGUUUGUUUUUUAAAACACUGCAAAAACCCUGUGUGCAUCAAAACGUUCAUGUAUAAGAGCAAGCAGCAGGAUCUGACUAGUACAAAACCUGAGACCUGAGACCCGUGGUCUGUAUCUGAAUCAGGAUCCACUGGGAACCAGCGCCCCUGCAACAAACGUGGCACAGGGAUGCAGUGCCACAGUGAUUUACUAAACCAGUCAUUAAAUUUUGAAUGACACACAAACACACUGCAGCCAGCUGUGAUUGAAAACCACAUAAAAGACUCACAAAACACUGACUCAAUGAUACACUGACACAGUGAUAGAGACAGUUGAACUAGUACUACUAUAAGUAAUACAGUACUGAAUAUCCACUUCAGACAGUUAAGUUUUCUGUUUGUUUAUUCAUUAUUUUUUGACAUUCCAAGUGUUCUUCUGUGAACCAGCUCAAACAUUACUCAUUAUCAUCUGAUCUUUAAUGCCAUUUAAAGUAUUUCUGCCUGCUAACAUGUAACCUUCUACAGAUCUAUAGCAAAGCAUGUUCUGACAGCUAACACACAGUUAACAAUAUCACAGCUUUAAUAAGCCGUCUACACUGAAAGCUUGUAUCAAAGACCGGAUUAAUAUCAGGCAGAACACGAGACCUUAAAGCCUCAAGGCUACAGGGCCUGCAAGAACCAGGUUUUAACCCAAGUUUAACAUAUCUGGGACUUGAUUUGUGGUCAUUUGAUGAAAUGCAUCUGUAUGUGAAGCCUUAAAUUUUAAUGUAUGUACAUUAAACAGCUCUAUAUCUGUCUGUUUCUAGCUUAGCUUCAGGGUGAGUCCUGAUCAUCACCUGAGUCUGAAGACCAGGACCUGUGUCAUAUAUGACCUUUAUUAUUUCAGCUGUUAUUGUAUUGAAAUUUAUUUGUAUUGAUGCUUGUGAUAUUGCUCAAAUGUACACAUGUAGUGUAUAAAAUAAUGUGUAUCUGUGUCUGGAUGUUCUGCAUCAGCAAUGCAAUUUUUCAUGUUCAAUGUUUUUUUUAUUUAUGUGGAAAAAAAACAUAAAUGUCCCCUUUGUUCAGCUGUAUUGGAGCAGAGUUAGUUAUUUUGGUUACAUUUUUCUAAUACAUUUAUGUAUCAACUAUCAUUUACAAUUAAUGCUAUAAACUGUUUACAUCUGAACCUACAAUGGUUCAGAAUCAUUCAGUUCUUUGUACAUUUCAAUAUCAUCAGUUCCAUCUAUCAACCCUGACUUGGAAAAAAAACAGUCACUUGUAAAUUCAUCAGGGGUGGAAAGUAGCUUAUUACAUUUACUCAAGUGACUGCAGUUGAAUUGCUUUUUGUGUACUACAAUUUAAAUUGCUGAGUAAAAUAAAGGAAAGCAAAAUUA
Molecule: messenger RNA, 5303 nt
Organism: Notolabrus celidotus (New Zealand spotty)
Lineage: Eukaryota; Metazoa; Chordata; Actinopteri; Labriformes; Labridae
Product: neurotrypsin
Exons: 14
Coding region: 283-2763 (826 amino acids)
Biological process (GO): proteolysis
Cellular component (GO): membrane; terminal bouton; synaptic cleft
Molecular function (GO): serine-type endopeptidase activity
Source: RefSeq, a predicted model, not a curated record